Fraxinus pennsylvanica is the source of this 891-nucleotide messenger RNA. The record is from the annotation of a GenBank genome assembly. Lineage: Eukaryota; Viridiplantae; Streptophyta; Magnoliopsida; Lamiales; Oleaceae.
AUGUUCAUUGCCUGCAGUUCUGAGUCUAUUCCCUAUGAGGAUGCUCAAGAUAAUUCAUCAGGCUAUCAUGUUAACAGACCUGUGACGAUAGAUUUGAAUUAUUUUAUUUCUGAAUUGCCACAGCAAAUGAUAAAUUUGAACAAAACAUAUAGUGACGAUUCUGGAGGCUUGGAAAGAGAUAGGGAAUUUGGAUCGGAACGUGACCCUUCACAUUUCAAGCUAUUUGGCAGAAGGGUGCUAGUGACACCUGGUGGACUUUCUUGGGACCAACAUCAGCAAACAGACGACAUCUAUCCAAAUGAUAAUCCUAUAAACAAUGAGCACCUUAGAUUUGGAAACAGAAUUAAUGGGGGAAUUGCUGUGCAAGAAACUUCGAGCAUAGCAAGUCACAUGGAGGGGAGUUCCAGAGAUAUCUAUGUUAGAAGAACAGAAAAUCGUGUGGAUAAUAUACCAACAAGCUUAAAUCUUUCUGAUGUUUCUGCUGCACAGUAUCCAGUCUCAUGCUAUGGGAUGUCUUGGUUAACAAUUGAUUAUGUUGAGGCUGCUCUUAGGAACCUGCAAUGUCCUGCUUUACCGAUUCAUAGGAUGGAGGAAUAUGGAGAUGGUUUUCCAAACGUCAACGAUGAGUCCAUCAGGUUGAGAGGCAACGAUCAUGCAAUUCAUUUUCGUGAUGACAUGGUUCAUGCAAGCGAGGGUAUGGCCUCGACUGAGGUGCUAGAAAUGAGAGUACGGUUUGCGAGAUCUACAGAAAAUUUUGUGGAAGGAGGUCACACAAAUAGUGAGAGUUUUGAAGUCUAUAUUCCACCAUUUUUCCUUGAGACACAGGAAGCUUUCACUGCGAGAGUGAACCUAAUCGCUGGGGUUAGUGUGUUAUCGCAUGCAUUUAUUUAA